CGCAAUUCACAAGAGCAGAGAGUCGCCUCCUUGUGGGAGCUUCACCCCGGGAGUAUCUAAUAAGCAGAGUCUAUAAUAAGGCUUGAGAACAGCCUGGAAGGCAACAACCAGGGCGAACCCACGCCCUCGCUCAGCAAACCCGCAGCGGAGAACACGUGUCUUGCUGCGGGCGUUGGGUGAGUGCUGCCCGGUGUGUGUGUCUCUGUCUGCGGCAGGAGGACCAUGGAGGCCGGGGAGGACGGGGACAAAGGCCCGGGGGCAGAGCGGCUCCGGCGGCGGGACGGGAGGCUCGGAACACUGAGAACAGAGAGAACCCUGAGAACCCUCCACGGCCUGUCUGCAGGAACACCGAGAACCCUCCACGGCCUGCGGGGAACCCGCAACGCACCGCACGUUCACACCGGGGGACGACCACAAUGCACUGGCUCCUGUCCAAAUCUGAUGAUGAGUAGGAGUGAGCACGCCGAUGCCAGGCCCAUCCCCGUGGCCCUCACCCCCCAGCUCCCCCCCAGAGCUCACCGGCCCCUCUGCAUGUCGGUCUCCUCCGACAGCAGCGGACGCUUCAGAGCGCUGGAGACGCAGGAGUGGAAGAACAACCUCAAGGCUCAGAUGGAGCAGGCCCACAGCGCAGGAGCCGCCAGCAGCACAGGAUCUCUGGAGCGAGCGUCUCUGUUCUGCGCCUCCGCCUCCACCACGGCGUCCAGCUCCAGCCUGUCCAGCCCGGUGGAGAUCCUCAACAAGAGCAAGUCCUCCAGCCGCUUCUCUCUCUUCUCUCCGCCGUGGAACAGCAGCUCCGAGUCCGACUCCAACCCUCCAUCCCGCUCGGGCUCCAAGAAGCUGCGUAACUACAGCAGGAGAGCCGCCACGGGGCCGGCAGGCGCCAGGGGCCCCGACACGCCGGAACCCAAACCCAGCGGCCCCGAACACUUCCAGUACUCUGAACCCGUCAUCUCCAAGGUGACGGACUACAUCUAUGUCGGCAACCUGAACGCGGCGUACAACGGGCGCACUCUGUGCCGCAACAACAUCGACAGCAUCAUCGACAUGAGCAGCGUGCCGGGGAGCCGGGCCCCAGCCUCAACCUCGUGCCGUGCACCUGCUCCCGCGGCGCCCGCCACAGCUGGUCCCGCCUCAAGGUGGACAUCGGAGACGUGCCGGACGCCCUGGGCGACGGCCCGGCCCUGAAGCAGCGCUGCUUCGAGGACAUCAACGAGUGCAUCGACGCCUCCACCGAGAAGAGGAAGCGCGUCCUGGUGCAUUGUCGAGACGGGUUCUCCCUGGCGCCGACGUGCAUCAUCCAGUACCUGAUGGUGAAACAGAACAUGAGGCUGAUCGCCGCCUACGAGCUACUGAGGUCCAAGUACCCGGUCAACAUCAGGGAGUGCCACCAGAACGUGCUGGUGAGCCUGGAGAGGGCGCUGCGGCCCGGAGGCAACACCGACCCCGAGUGCUUCAAACAGGCUAUUUCACGCAAAGUGGCGUGGACCUGACUCCGUUUCCCAACAUGCUCGGCUGCUGCUCAAGACUCUCUCUCUCCAUCCACCCUCCCAUGGUAUUAGAUAUUUUCCUAAAGACAACGGGGGCAGCUGUUCUUUCCUCUGUCGACUGGUCAACUGGAUAUUAUUGAGUUCAGUGGUUGUGAAAGUUAUGAAUUUGAUGUAUUUCCUCUUCAAAACCUGUAAAUGUGACCCCCCUCUCAGAACAGGAGACGCAAUAGACUUCACUGUAAUAUACACCGCUCCUUGGUAUCGAGAUGUAACCGUGUUGGCUGUAUAGUUGAUAUAGUCCUGCUUCAGUUCCGUGCCAUGCCGUUGUGGUGGUGUUUUUAUAUCAGGGGAGUUUUCUUAACGGGGGAUCUCAGGAGAUUAUUGAUGUCAUUCCAGCACAGGGUGGGAAAUUACUCAUUAGGUUAGUCCGCGACCUUGUUCACACCUGGCACUAAAAUGCGUCUUGGUUAGCUGUGUGUACAGUGUUUCCUAUUAUUUACCUCCACGUGGCGGACCACCAAGGUCUGUUCUGUCCCGCCACAUUUCAUUUUAAACCAAAAACAGUUGGCUGGCCAGCAUUCUCCAAUAGAAAUACAUUUAAAUAUUUGCUUUGAUUAGAGAAAAUCUUGGCAUUAGUAGUUUUAAAUAUGUAUUAUGAACUACUUAGAGCUCGUGUAAGGAAGUGAAACGAGUCAGAACUUCAAAAAAUCUCCUGCAAACAAAUAUAUUUUAUAUUUUUUCAAGUUUCUUGCAAAAAACUAAAUUUGACAAGAUUACACUUGAACACAUCAUGAUGCUUUUAUUAUAUACCUUUGUCCAACACUCAUUUUUACUGAGUAGACUUUGAACUCAUAAUCGAAUUCAAUGCCACCUCCAAUAACGUUAGCUGUUAGCUCAGUAAGGGCCAAGCAGGACUGUGCUGCCCGCCGCCAUGUUGAGAGCCACGUGGAAGCAAUCGUACCAUUAUAGAUAUAGAUAACUAUGAUAGGAUUUUCUUCAAACACAGUUGGGACCUGUUCAUCAAAACAUCGCUCCAUUAGGUACAAAACAACAGUUUAUACCUAAAGUGAGUUAUCAAAGAGCCUGACCUUUCUCUGUGGAGCCUACAUUCUGUUUUAACAGCAGCUUCACUUUCCUCACAGAUAAAAACAACAUUUCUAAGUGAAAUCGAGACACUGGAGUCACAGGAGAUGCAUUUCUAGAAAUAUUUCUGAUGCCAGGUGUGAACUUGAUCCAAUCUGCAAAGAUUUCACAAUCAAGCAAGUAACUGACCACCAGUUUGGUGUUUUGGAGUUUUUCUUCCUUAAAAUAUAUUUUGCUGGUAAUCAUGGUUUGUUUGGAUGUUCUAGCCGUUGUAGUCGGUGGGGGGGGGUAAAAAGGAGUUGCUGAUACUCUGUACAUUUGAGGACGUACGUGUGAUUGGAUCUAUCACCACUGACUGGAUUACAUUACCGAUGAAUCUGAUUCUAUCGCAAGAGGAAACUUUGCACUGGGACGCACAUUUUAAGUCUGACCUGCUUUGACCUUUGUGUUUUUUCCUCUUUGAGGUCAUCCUUUGAGGAGGAGGAACGUCCCGACCUGUCCUCUGUGAGGAUCACUGUAUCCCCCGUUUCAGCCACAGUACGUUUGGUUAAAUCCCUUCGGCGGUGCUCAGACUGUGACUUUGUGAAUUUGAACUUCAGCGUAUGCAGUGGAGCCGGGCGGACGCACAUCUCUGUGGAUUAUCAGUAUUAUUGUAUCGGUGCCACUAAACUGCGAUCUGCCGAUUUUACACUGCAACAGAUGGAUUUUGCACUACUCACAGGGUUGUCCAAAAUGCAAGUUAUUGCCUUUUUGUUUUAAUUUUGUUUGAAUUGUUGUUAUUUUGGGAGGAUGACAUUUCACAUAUGAGGGAGAUGUUUACAUGCUCAUUUCAAUAAGCAGAGGUAAUGGUUCAAUUAAAGUGUUUACGUGGUUCACGCUAUCUGAUUUCCCCGAAACAUGUUUUUGAUUGUUGUGUUGACCUGCAGUUUAAUAUCUUCUUCUUUUCUGAAUACAAUGUUUUUCUACAGCUUUUGUUUAGUAACACAAUCAUAUUAUAAAAUCAGUCAAAGAAAAGUAAAAACUUGACAGUGCUUACGAGGGCUGAGACUAUUGAUUAUUUAUCACUAAAUUGAUAACAGACCUUAGUUUCAGGUGACAUUCAAAGGUGUCGUUUUGACUCACAAAAAAGUCCAAACCCCAAAAUAUUCACCUUAACAAUAAAAAAACAGUAGAAUACUCGCAUUGGAGAAUGUUUAUUAUUUAUGCUUUAAUAGGUGACUUAGAAGAUUGAUUAUUACAGAUUGCAGACUUUAUUUUUCUGUCUAUUGACUAAAUACUGAAUCAAUCAAUAGUCUCAACACUAGUACCAACAUUUAGUACAUAACACAACAAACAAUUCAGCAAGUACUGAGAGAACUAAUCAGGGUAAAUGUUUGCCCGAUAUCUAGCUACAGAGGACUACGUUUUUUGUUGUUUGUUUGCCUUCCAGCCAACAUUAUAAUCUAAAAAAACACCAUUUUAUCCGAACUCUGCUUCAUUUCUUCAUCUGUGUUAUUUUUUGUUUGACCAGGUAGAGCAAUGUCUCUGAUGGAACCACAUAAUGUUUUUAUUUUCCCCCCUUAUUCCAGAAAAGAAGAAAAUAUUCCUACUAAGCUAUUUACAUGGCUAAUAAAAACAUAUUUGUUUUGCUAAAAUUAUUUCAUUACAUGCAGCCUUGGAUACUCUGUUAACGUUGGCGAUGCAAUAUUUGUGCAUAUCUCAAAAACCUGUUGAUAUCCACAUUUUUCAUAAUGCCUAAAAGUAGGUGUAAAGCUUACUUACUGUUGGCUAGUUGGUUUGUGAACAACACACUGAAGCUGUCUUUAACCAGGACAGAGGCAGUGUGUUGCAAACUGCUGAAAAACCCCAAAUUGAGACGCAUAUUCUGAAUGCGCUGUUUAUAUUCUAAUAGAAUUUAUCCUAAAAACUUGGAUAAUAUCGCCAUAUCCCGUCUUAAUUGGAAAAUGCCUCAUUUGGAAUUAAGAGUGUUGCAUGUAAAUGUGAGACAGCUGGCAGCUUUAAUCUGGAUAUGAAGAUCAUAGUCUUCUCAAACUUGGUUGAAAUGACAUUUUUCUUUACAAUUAGAAUUUGAACCAUUUUUGGUGGCAGGCUGGGAAAGGAUUUCACUACUUUGUGAUGUAAAGCUCUGAGAAGCCUGAAAAUGGGUCCGAUCUUAAAUCCGUUUGGAUAGUUGUGUCAACAAAACCAGUUACAGGAAGCUAUCGAUGGUUCAGGCUGGUCGGUCUACAUGCUUUAAUCAGCUAAAAGUUGGGUUCUGGUUUGCUAACAGUCCAGUUAAGUGGUUAAAAGUUCAAUUCUAACGGUUUGUGUCCCAUUUAACUGAAAACGUUCCCCUCAUACCAAGCUUUUGUUGCACUUUGAACUUUGAAACCUCUCAUCAAAGCUAAAAGAAUUGGAAGCGCAAAACUUGAACCCGACAGAUAUUAGCCCACUAUUGGAUUAUUCUCUCCAGCCAAAUUCAUUUAACAGAAAUACUUUUGCUGUAAACUGAAAGCUAGUGAACAGCUCAGUUAAGCAGCUGAAAGUUAAGUUGUAGUUUUGAAGCCACAGGUUACGUUCUGGUUAGCAGACGGUUCCAUAGAGCAGCCUUCUCUUGGACGAUACCAGUUCACGAGAGAUACUUUUGCUGUAGAUUCGUUAGCUAGCUAGUUUGGUUCUGGUUAGCUAACGGUUCAAUUAAGACGCAAAAAAUGAUCUGGUUUGCUACAAUCCAGUUAAAAUUUUGGAUCUAAUUAGUUUCCAGUUUGUCAAUGAAGUAAAGUAUUUUUAUUGCAAAGUAUGAUGCGUGAACAUUAAAGGUAUUUUUAGUUUAAAGUAUGCACAAGACAGAUAUUCCACUUUGAUUUAUCCGCUGGACACUAGUGGUUCAAUGGAGACAAUUUCCUCUGAAUUCGUUAGCUAGUGAAGAUAGCUUCUGGUUAGCUAACGGAUCAAUUAAGCAGAGAAGACAGUUCAGUUUAGGAGUUACAAUUUAAAUUCUAAUUAGCUAAAAGUUUGUGUUGGUUAAAUCAAUGAAAACUUUGAAGUCUACCGUCGUAGCUAAAGGUACUUUAAGCGCCAAAAAUGAAACAGACAGAUUCUGGCCGACUAUUGGAUUGUUCACUGUAUGACUAUUUAAGAACAGAGCGAUACCUGUGUAUGAUAAACUUCUGCCUGUUAAGAUCAUGCAAACACUGAUAUUUUGUCUGAAAAAAGGACAACCUUUUUUUUGCAAUGUUAAUUUUAAAUUAGAUUUUUUAAUUUAUUUGAUUUUUAUAUUGUUUUAGUUGGGCAGCCUCAGUGGAAAUCUGUUGUACAGGACAUUUCUAACCUUGGUGACGUUGACCCCCAGCAGCACAGUGAGGGACGCGGUGCGGGUGGAAGCGUUUGGUUCCUUCAUUUGGAGUUGUCUUGUGACCGUUCGGUGACAUUUGCACACUUUGUAAGACUUUAACUCCUCUUGAUAUGUCGUGAAAUGUUGAAUAUUUUUUGGAUGUUUUAUUUUGAGCAAACAAAGUAUGAACAUGACAAUUGUGUAAAAUGGUCCUUGCUGUAAUAUAUUUGUACCGGUGUUUUACUAAAGCAGGUGAUGAGACCGAAGAAGAGGAUGUAUUUCUCGACAUGUUCAUAGGUGACACUGUAGUAGAUUAAGUAUCAGCACAUUUUGGUUUUUCCCCUCGUUGUAAAUGCUCAUCAUAUCAAUCUGAAUAGGUUUUCUAACUCGUUCUCUCAGGUGAUUUCUCAGUGGCCCAGAAUGUUCUCAAUGAAUAUGAUAUUCAGAAAUGUGAAGCGAUGUAUUUCUCAUGUCAUGUUUCUUGAGUCAGAUAUAAUUUGUACUGUUGA
Molecule: messenger RNA, 6392 nt
Organism: Anoplopoma fimbria (sablefish)
Lineage: Eukaryota; Metazoa; Chordata; Actinopteri; Perciformes; Anoplopomatidae
Exons: 4
Coding region: 223-1185 (320 amino acids)
Source: RefSeq, a predicted model, not a curated record